Mycena citricolor is the source of this 540-nucleotide messenger RNA. The record is from the annotation of a GenBank genome assembly. Lineage: Eukaryota; Fungi; Basidiomycota; Agaricomycetes; Agaricales; Mycenaceae.
CACGCAUCAUGUAGUUGCCCUGGUCCAGAGCAUUGCAGUUCGCUGCGUCUCGUGGGAUUCAUCGGAAUCGACCAGAGGGCUGAGUAUCUUCGAAGACGAGGAUUGGUUUCGCGCGGCGAUCCGCAUCGACGAUGAGAAGUGGAUUGAGCGGGGAUCGACGCCAGGAGAUGACGAUGCGGUCCCUGUCUUCGUUCGCAGCUGUGCGCUUUUCGGUGUUGUGACGACCUUUCUAGAACAGUGUGCUCAGAAUCGAGAACAGAGGGAGCUCGAGCUUGACUUCAAGACACUCACGUUGAUCAUAGAACGCGCCAUGUUUUCAGGACUGGGGUGGAGUCUGGUACUCCCGAGCGAAAUCCAACGUCGAUUCGCCGCCGCUGUCUCUACAUUCCUCCAAAAAUAUCCACAGGAGGGUCUCGCGGAGGGCAGGAAGCUCGGCUGGCUGCUGUACAGUGCCAUCACGCCUCCAUCUUUCCGGGAUCAUUGGGGCGUUGAGGUGCCGGGGUGGAUCAACGAUUUGGUUGCAUUGCAGGUCCUGGACAG